Messenger RNA from Theobroma cacao (cacao), 2521 nucleotides. RefSeq names its product cysteine-rich receptor-like protein kinase 29. The record is from RefSeq and is a predicted model, not a curated record. NCBI's taxonomy places the organism in Eukaryota, Viridiplantae, Streptophyta, Magnoliopsida, Malvales, Malvaceae. Gene Ontology annotation, molecular function: protein serine/threonine kinase activity; ATP binding. Gene Ontology annotation, biological process: protein phosphorylation. Gene Ontology annotation, cellular component: plasma membrane.
UCAACAUAUCUGAAAAAUUUUAUGCUAAAUCUGAUGAAGGAUGAUAGCAUAUAUUGGGUUAAACCUCAAGAUCCCUGAAUUUUUCUCUGUAAUUUGUUUUUGGUGCAUGCCCUCACUCUUGCUUUCACAACAAAAGGUCAGCAGAGACAAUGAUAACGGUAUUUAAACGAAUACUGUUUCUGAUCUUCUCCUUUCCAGUGCUCACAUACCUUGUUACUCUUACCUUCGCCGUUGAUCCUUUCUUCCAGUCUAGAUGCGUAGAGGAUACAGGGAAUUACACAGCUAAUAGUGCCUACGAACGCAACCUGAAUAGCCUCUUCAACGAAAUCUCCUCUACUACAAAAUUGAAUUAUGGGUUUUUUCACAGUAAAUUUGGCGAAGUCAACGCCAUUGCACUUUGUAGGGGAGAUGUUAAGCUAAAUGAUUGCACUAGUUGUCUCAAUGGCACUGUUUCUGAGAUGAAGCAGCGUUGUCAUCGCUACAAAGAGGCCAUUGGAUGGUCUGAGUUUUGUAUGUUACGCUACUCAAGCAGAAACAUCUCUAAAAGAUUGGAAAUUUCUCCUGGCGCUUGUCUAUUGAACACAAGGUCUGCAGUGGCAGGUAAUCCGGAGGAGAUACUUCGUGUACUGCAGGUGUUGUUGGAUUACCUGCGUAGGGUAGCAGCAGCAAGGGGUGCUCUUCUCAAGUAUGCAACAGGUAACUCAUCUCUGGGUGCCCAAAUUUGGUACGCUCUUGUGCAGUGCACUCCUGAUUUAUCGGAGCAAGACUGCAAUGAUUGUCUAGAAGCGGUAACGGAAGGGAUUAGGAGUUGCUGCUUUGGGCAGAUGGGAUGCCGGGUUCUUAGACCCAGCUGUAACUUAAGGUUUGAGUCAGCCAAGUUUUUUGAUGCUGCACCUGCUGUUCCGCCCCCGCAAUCACCCCAGUCAACGAAAGAAGAAGAUAAACAAAAAAAAUCAGUCCGGAUUCCGCUUGGUGCGAGUUUAUCAGCGACUCUUGGGCUGGCUCUCUUUUCUGCAUGUGGUUUCUUCAUAUGGAGGAGGAGAAACAUUCAAGAGGAUAACGAAAAUAGUCAAGAAGUUCAAUUACUUGACUUGGUACAAGGAAGUAUACUCGAUGAGCACUCAAGCGAAAAUUUUAACAGAGAAAAUGUGUCGAGAUCUCAAGAAUUUCCUUCGAUUCAAUUGGAUAUUUUACACGUUGCAACAAAUUACUUUUGUAAUGAAAAUAAGCUUGGAGAAGGUGGAUUUGGCCCUGUAUACAAGGGUACACUAGCAGAUGGUAAAGCAAUUGCAGUUAAAAGGCUCUCAAGAACUUCCGGUCAAGGGCUGCUUGAGUUCAAGAAUGAAGUCAUGUUAAUUGCCAAAUUACAGCAUAGAAAUCUGGUGAGGCUCUUAGGAUGUUGCUUGGAGAAAAACGAAAAGUUGCUGGUGUACGAAUUCAUGCCCAACAGAAGCCUUGAUGUUUUCCUGUUUGAUUCGAGCAUGGCUGUGGAACUUUCCUGGCCAAAACGAUUCAGCAUUAUUAAAGGAAUCUCUCGAGGUGUCAUGUAUCUGCACGAGGAUUCUCGUCUUAGAAUUAUCCACAGAGAUCUUAAAGCGAGUAAUGUUUUACUUGAUCAUGAGAUGAAUCCCAAAAUUUCAGACUUUGGUAUGGCAAGAAUUUUUGGUGGAGAUCAAAAUCAAGUAAAUACGAAUAGAGUAGUUGGAACAUAUGGAUACAUGGCACCCGAAUAUGCAAUGGAAGGACUCUUUUCUAUCAAAUCUGAUGUUUUCAGUUUUGGAGUCCUUUUGCUGGAAAUCAUAAGUGGAAAAAGGAAUAACGGUUUUCAUGUUUCAGAGCGUGGUGAAAGCCUCUUGACUUUCGCAUGGAAACUAUGGUCUAAAGGUCAAGGAAUGGAGCUAAUGGAUCAGCUCCUUGUGCAGUCGUGUGUUGCUGCUGAGGUGCUUAAAUGCAUCCAUAUUGGGCUAUUAUGCGUGCAAGAAGACCCAGCAGACAGACCCAGCAUGUCAUCUGUGGUUGUCAUGUUAGGAAGCGAGACCAUUACACUUCCUCGACCAGUAGAACCUGCGUUUUCUGUUGGACGUGUUGUUGCAGAACCAACUGAGCCCACUUCAAAUGAUAGAAACCGUUCUAUUAAUGAGGUUACAAUUUCAAAUUUGUCGCCUCGAUGAUUGAUUCGUGGGUGCAUAUAUAUUCCUUUAUUUCUUCAUCUUUCUUUUUUUGAUACAUGAAACAAUGGGUGAUUGAUUACUACACUAUUUCAACAAAACAAUGGGAGAUGUUAUUUCAUUUUAUCUAUUCUUUAUCUUCAUACAUGGGGUAUCCAAGCAGCUUGUUGAGACCAAGAAGUUUACUCUGCUAUCUGAGAUGGUGAGAUUUCCUGCAAAAAAGUCUGAAUCCAAAGUCAUGAAUUUUGCAAAAUUUCAUCAGUACAACAAAUUUGUAUAGGAAGAGUUGCCAACUAAAGAAAUAAGAAUGGACUUGGAUCAUGUGUAAAUUCUAUCAGGCGUAUAUUCAUAUU